Messenger RNA from Rotaria sordida, 706 nucleotides. NCBI's taxonomy places the organism in Eukaryota, Metazoa, Rotifera, Eurotatoria, Philodinida, Philodinidae. The record is from the annotation of a GenBank genome assembly.
AUGAAUUCAGAAUCCGUGCCAAAUACUUUACUCGAAACAAAUUCACUUCAACAAGUACGAAAACGUACUUUUUCGCAUUGGUCACAUCGUAUCAUUCAAUCAAGUACACAAAUGAUUGAAGCUGGAUUUUUUUAUUGUAAUCUUGGUGAUCGAGUAAUAUGUAUCUAUUGUAAUCUAAUUUGUCAACAAUGGACACCAGAUACAGAUGAUCCAUGUGAAGUACAUCAAACACUUUCACCUAAUUGUGCAUAUGUCAAAGCAAAAUUAAUACGUCCUGCAGCUUCAUUAGAAAUGCCAAAACAUUUUGCAUCAUUUGCAACAUGGUCAAAUGAAGAUUUACCAUCAGUAGAUGAUUUAGUUCGAGCAGGAUUUUUCUAUACAGGUACAAAAACUAUUGUUACUUGUUUUUAUUGUAAUGGAUCAUUACAAAGUUGGCGUCCAAAUGAUAAUCCAUUGAUUGAACAUGCUCGUCAGUGUCCAAAUUGUACAUAUGCUCAACAAUUAUGUGGUGAUGAUUUAUAUCGAAAAAUUCAAGAAUCUAAACAAACACAACAAGAAGGUGUGAGAAAUAAUGAAAUAAGAGAAAAAGCAGGUUCUAGUGGUAUUUUAAAUACUAAUCGAACUAUAAAUAGUCGACUAUUAUUAAUACCUGAUGAUCGUACUUUUUCAAGACUUGUUACUGCUCGAUUAGAUUUACCGAUGUCAC